UCGACUACGCCCAAACCCGGCAUCAUGGCGACAACAGGUGCCAUUCCACCGGCCGAGGAGGCAUGGAAGGCCGCCCAGAAGCUGCGAGCUGCGAUCCACAAGGAAACUCAAAGCAUCCAGCAUGGCGGACCGGGUUCGAACGAGGAGGCUCGCUUCCAAAAGAUCGAGAAGCUAAUGGAAAACUACCGUCUCCAUUGUGUUAGCAUCAUCUGGACUGACAUUCGCGCGGCGAGCGAACUGGAUGUCGAGCAGACCCUCUGGAGCACCCACAGCAUGGUCACCAAUGCCUACCGAAAUGCCAUCGGCAAAAUUCAGGGACCUGGUCAAGCCGUCCACAAGCGCAGCAUAGAGAAGCUCUAUCUGGCCUUCCUCAAGACGACCCAAUAUUUCUACAAGGGCUAUCUCCAGCGAGUGUGCGCCCGCUACAACAUGAAACAACUAAAGCGUAUUGCCCGCAUGGCCGACCUGGAGGACAUGUCUGUGCCGGAAGAAGACAGGGUCGACGCUACCGCUGCGAAUCUAGAGGGGCUUGUCACCGCGUCCUGCCACAGAACCUUGGUAUAUAUGGGCGACUUGGCCAGAUAUCGCACCCUCAUCCGCUCCAAGGAUCGCCGCUUCGAUACCGCCCUGGCUUACUACUCAAUGGCCAAUGACCUCGUGCCAGAGUCUGGAUUUGCCCAUCAUCAGAGUGGACACAUUUAUGCCACCCUCGAGAACCAUCUGGAGGUUGUUUACCAUUUUUACCGCGCCAUCGCCUGUGACAAGCCGCACCCGAAUGCCCCGGCCAACCUUGAAACCGAGUUCAAAACCCUUCGAAAGCGGAAAGCUGCUGCCGCGGCCAAGGGUAGUGAUGAUGCUAUGAUCUCUUGGUUUGUCAAGCUCCAUGCCUUUUACUCAAAGGGCGAGGAGUUCAACGAGCGUAAGGAACUUGAAGCCGAGGUUGACACGCGUUUGGCUUUGGCUUUGACCAAGAGCAACCAGGCCGAUGUUACCAAAGUUCUUCUCAAAAUAGUCCUCAUCAACAUCACGGCUUACGUUGUCGGAAAGAAGAAUGUUGAAGCUGGCUGGACAACCGAGAAAUCUCUGUCCUGCCAAUUUAUCCUGUUGCAGAACGUUCGGGUCAUCCAUACGAUCUCCCGCAUCCUCCACGAGGAAGUUCAAGAUAUCCUGCGGCGUCCGGCUGCCCCUGGUGAUGCUUCCACGAGAAAAGCGGAUACGACCAGCAGAUAUACUGCCACCUUCCAACGCACGCUGCCCCUAUUGCGCGUGUAUAUGACCUGGCUAUGCUCCUACAGCAAGGACAUCGUGGAGUUCCAGGCCUACCUGGAGCCGCUUUACGGAAACAUGUGCAAGGCUCUCGGCCGCGCGCUCACCGUUCUGUUCGAGUUGUGGCUGAGCGAUACCAAACUCAAGUCUAUCGUUCCAUACCAGUUCCCCGAGGACGAGGAAACCAUCGGUAUCAAGUGCCUGAACGGGCCCGACCUUCAUGACGGCUGUCAACUGUCUUAUGAUCCUACCACCUGCAAGCCGAAGCCCAGAGCUGAGGACGUCAAGGAUGCCAGCUUUACGGAAGACGACAUUGCUUUCACUCGCAUCUUCGAUGUCCUCUUCUGUGCAAUCGACCUUGCUGAACGCUCGGCUUUCCCUCUCAUGGUUUGCAAACUUAUGGAGAGUUCGCGUGAGGUCACCAAGUUCGCGUAUGCAGAGGGCGGAAAGCAGGAGUCCGUUGCGCAACCUGAAGUCGAACAACGACCUGCCUGCGAGACCGGACUUCCGGUUCCUGAGCAUAUCCCGUCUCCCAUAGUUGAGCAGGUUCCCGUGGAUGCUCCGAUUGCGAACCCUGUUACGGCUCCUGUGGCUGCCCCAGUUGCCGCUCCUGUCACGGCACCUAUUGAGGAGGUUGCCCUGGACAGCUUUGACGAGUUUGCUGAAGAUCGUGAUUUCUAUAGAGAUCCGAAGGAGAUGCAGCCUGCUGUGAGCCGGGCUUCUGCUUCGCGGCCACCAAAGGCACCCCAGGCCGCUUCAAACUCCGAGUACUCCAUCGACGCCCAAAUGUAUCAGCUCUUGAGCGAUUUCCUUGCUCCCCCCGAUACCACGGACCAUACUCGGAAGCCCAGCAGCCAUGGACCAGACGAAACUUCGUACGGAAUUGGUUCUGUCACUGCCAACGAGCUUCGCAAUGCUUUCGGGUCUCCUAGCCCAGGCUCUGGCUCGGGGCAUGGUUCUGCUUCGGGGUCAGCUCCGGGGUCAGCUACUGCCAGAGGAUACCAGCAAUUGCCUUGGAACUAUUUCUACACUCCUGCGGCUGCUGACAACGACGUCCCGAGGUCUUCCGUGGGCCGUGGUACUCCCGGUCCUUGGGGAGGACAUGGAUCACCAUAUCUGCAUUCUAAGAGCAUGAGUAACACCGCAAUUCCGUCAGGAGCCUCGAUUACCACUGGCCCUAGCACUGUUGAGCAGCAACUGGCCAACCAGCUGGCCAGCCUUAUCCCGUCCACUUCCGCAAAGCAUCGGUCUGCUUCUCCCCGCGGCGUAUGGCCGGAGCUGGGACAGACAUCAGCUUCGCAUUCGAGACAACGAUCCAAUGUCGGCGGGGCUGGUUCCAGUUGGAAUCCUGCUGUCGGCAACCCCCCUGGGCUGUGGGGUGACAUGCCCAACUCCCCCUUCUCCUCUAUGUCCUUCUCGGGUGCAACUUCGAGCCUGCCGCCAGUGAAUAGUCCUUGGGGCUUGCCAGCAAAGUCCCACUGGGACGCUAUUCCCAAUCGCAACCCCGGCGUGUCGGCGGCUCCCAAGUCCGCCGGUUUGGUUGGUAGGAUUCCCCCAGGCUUCGGACCUGGUCACGGAAAUUCGAGCCCUAGUGGCGCAUAUGGAAACGGAGGACAGUUUGACGCGGUCAACAGCUUCGGACAGAGUGGCAUGGCUACCAGGACCGCACAUCAAAAUGCCUUCAACCAGUCAAACGCAGACACAUAUGCCACUUCUCAGGUGGAGGAGUACAAUAGGCAAGCUCUUAUGAACGCUUGGGCUAACGAAUACGGGCGCACCUCGGCUGCCUUCGCUGCUGCACCUCCAGGCUUCGAAGCUGGCGGAAGACCCCAGCCCCCACCUGGGUUCCCCAAGCGCUGA
This is a messenger RNA of Neurospora tetrasperma FGSC 2508, 3126 nucleotides long. RefSeq lists its product as uncharacterized. The record is from RefSeq and is a predicted model, not a curated record. The transcript is spliced from 4 exons. Gene Ontology annotation, cellular component: telomerase holoenzyme complex. Gene Ontology annotation, biological process: nuclear-transcribed mRNA catabolic process, nonsense-mediated decay. Gene Ontology annotation, molecular function: telomeric repeat DNA binding; protein binding; telomerase RNA binding. Lineage: Eukaryota; Fungi; Ascomycota; Sordariomycetes; Sordariales; Sordariaceae. Bases 25 to 3126 code for a protein of 1033 amino acids.